Molecule: messenger RNA, 1169 nt
Organism: Drosophila grimshawi
Lineage: Eukaryota; Metazoa; Arthropoda; Insecta; Diptera; Drosophilidae
Product: transcription factor Adf-1
Exons: 2
Coding region: 111-959 (282 amino acids)
Biological process (GO): regulation of transcription by RNA polymerase II
Cellular component (GO): nucleus; transcription regulator complex
Molecular function (GO): DNA binding
Source: RefSeq, a predicted model, not a curated record
UUAGCUGUUUUUGUAGCCAGCACGUUGUUUGCGCGCGCGUUUUCUUGCACACACAACAAGCAAGCAAAUAAACAAAAAGGAAAUAAGUGUAGCAAAAACCAUAUUUGAGGAUGGGCAACCACAAAGUGUUGAAAACCGCUGGCAUGAACCUCAGAUAUUCGAUGUACGACUUCAUUGAUGCGGUCAAAAAGCAUCACAUCGUCUGGGAUCGAGAGCACAAAAACUUCCACAAUCGCGAAUUGCGCGAUCAGGCCUGGCAGCAGAUUGGCCAACAGCUGUGCAAGAAUUUCGAAGCAUCCAGCGACGUGGAAAAGCAGGAAAUCACGAAAACGCUGCUAAAACGCUGGAAAAACACACGCGACAGCUACUUGCGCGUUAAUCGCCUGCGCAAAGGUAGCAAGGAAAUCUGUCGCGCCUCCUACAUCUACGAGAAGGAACUGUGCUUCCUGCUGGACGUCAAGACAGAGGACGAGGAGACGCCACUGAAGGAGCAGUCGGAGGAGGAGCAACCAAAAGCGAAACGCAACGCAAAACUUAGCAUAGGAAGAACGCCGGCCAAGCGAAAUCGUUCAGAAUCGGAGAAUCCCAUUGAUGAGGCGGAGACUGUGCAACACAAAUUGGUCGAGGAUGAACUGGAGUCGGUGCUGGACACAUUCAGUUAUCCAACAAACCCAAACACAAUCUCUACUCUGCCCGGCAAUGCUACGGCUAACGAGAGAGCAACUUCCUCCUCAUUCAUAAUGGAUACUUCAAAUAGUACAACACAUUCUGCAGCUGCAGCUGCUUCACCUGAUCCCGAUCCCGAUCAGGCAUUCUUUGAUAGCAUUAAGCCGCACAUGCAACGCAUGAGCAGCGAUCAAAAACUGGACUUUCAAAUCGAAGUCUUGAAAAUACUUCGCAAUUUAAACCAAUUUGAUGCUCCCGCCUCAAUUUCAGCUGGUAUCCAAAAACAACUUUAAAUACAACUAAAACAAAUCUGACUGAAUUUGAUAGCAUAAAAUUAAAACAAACAUAAUAAAUUUCCGGCGCGUAAUAAAUCAAUCGCAUGUAAAAAAAAAAAAAUAACAGUGAAAGCAACAGCUGUUUGCCGUAACAGCGAUAACUUUUAACGAUUAAUUUUGUUAUGUUUUGAAAGCGAUCUGUUCUGCUGCACUGUAGCAUUUAAUGAA